This is a messenger RNA of Thecamonas trahens ATCC 50062, 1686 nucleotides long. RefSeq names its product nuclear RNA export factor 1. Lineage: Eukaryota; Apusomonadida; Apusomonadidae. Gene Ontology annotation, molecular function: RNA binding. Gene Ontology annotation, biological process: poly(A)+ mRNA export from nucleus. Gene Ontology annotation, cellular component: nucleus. The record is from RefSeq and is a predicted model, not a curated record. The coding region runs from base 1 to 1686 and encodes 561 amino acids. The transcript has 2 exons.
AUGGAAGUCGAAGAGUGGAAGGCUUCCAUCUUUGGCUUGCCUGGUUGCUCUGUCUCGGAACUGCUCAAGUUUCUGCGGUCAAAGAUUGGGGCGCUGUCGGCCCAGGUGGAUAUGAAGGGCAACAAGGCCUUUCUCACCAUCGCCUCGUCGAAGCAGGCUAAUGCGCUGAAGCGGGUUGAUGGAAUGUCGUUCAAGCGCUCCAAGCUGUCGGUGCGCGUGACUGGCCCAUCGGGCGGCGGCAACUCGAGCAUGGAGAUGGAAGGCUCGUCGAGCCGAGUUGGCAAGGGCUCAAAGUCCAAGAUGCCGUUCAAGAAGAGCUACAACGCCAACGAGAUCUCUGCGCUGGAGAGCGCGCUUGCGGCGCGGUACGAUGCGGGCAGCCAGUGCCUGCAGCUUGACGCGCUGCAUCAGGUUGGCAACGCGCGGACCUUUGCGCCGCACUUUGGCAACAAGGUCUUUGUCGACCUCCUCCUCGACUGCCUCCGGCGCAAUGUGCCGGAUCUGGCGAUGCUCUCGCUCCAGCACAACUACAUCAAGGACCUGCGCCUGUUUGCAGGGCUUGGCAAGGCUGUUCCGGGGCUCAAGGCGCUCUCACUGGCGUCCAACGCCGUGUCGUCGUUCAAGGACCUGGACGCGCUCGCGCUGCCGGGCCUCUGCAUCUUUGAGCUCGGAGACAAUCCGGUGACCCGCAACAUCGAUCCAGUCGAGUACCAGUGGCAAGUUCUCCGCCGCUUUCCGGACGUUGUCACCCUCGACGGCGCGCCAACCGAGGCCACUGUCCGCUUCCCGCUCCCCGACGACGUGCUGGCGUCGGUCCAGGCCUCGCCGGGCCUCCCUGCCACUGGCUCGUACGCCGAGGAUGGCGGCCCGGGCGAGCUUGUCCAGGCCUUCCUCUCCAAGUUUCUGGCCGUCUACGACUCGCCGGACCGGACUGGCCUUCUUGACGCAUACCAUCCGACCGAGUCAUACUUUUCACUCACCGCUGAGGGCGACAUCGACGACGUCACCACCGAUGCCUUUGCCAAGAAGAAGGAUCGCCGUCCGCGACGCGGGCGCAAGAAGGGCAAGGACGACGUGGCGGACCCAAGCCUCGUCGACUACUACCCGCUCUCGCGUAACUUGCUUGCUGUCACCACCGUGACUGAGCGCAUGAAGCGAGUCGCAUGCGGCAACAUUGACGUCAUCAACGCCAUCACCCACCUCCGCGCCACCGCUCACGACACCUCGUCGGCCGUGGCCGACCAGGUCGUCGCCUACGCCGGCUCGGUCCCGGUCAUCAUUGUCUCGCUCCAUGGCGUCGUAUGCGAGACCGCAGACGGCAUCGUCCGCCCCUUUGACCGCAUCCUUACCCUCACCCAAGCCGAGCCCGAAUCGCUCGCCGCCGCCGCAGGCUGGCCGCUCUACGUCAUCAACGACAUGCUCCGCGUCCGCAAGGCCAUCACCAACGACCGCCAGGCCGACACCGUCCUCCGCGCCCUCUCGCCCGGACCUUCUGGCCCCAGCGACGCGCCGAGCCUUAACCCCGACCAGAUGUCGCUCGUCCGCGAGCUCUCCCUCCAGUUCAACUUCAACUUUGAGUUUGCCUCGGCCGUCCUCGAUGCCAACGGUUGGAUGCCCGACGCCACCCUCGCUGCCCUUCAGGAAAUGGACGCCCGUGGUGCCAUCCCAGCCAAUGCCUACAACUAG